Messenger RNA from Ctenocephalides felis (cat flea), 777 nucleotides. RefSeq lists its product as uncharacterized. The transcript is spliced from 4 exons. The record is from RefSeq and is a predicted model, not a curated record. Lineage: Eukaryota; Metazoa; Arthropoda; Insecta; Siphonaptera; Pulicidae. Bases 1 to 777 code for a protein of 258 amino acids.
AUGGGCUGCGGAGGAUCAAAAGCGACCACGGUCGCCAUAGAUCCGGCGAACUCACAACAAAGCGACGGAGGCGCGGCCACUGCCGAAAUGGGAGGCUCAAGUCCGGUUGCCAAAUCGCCUACGACGGAACGAGUGCCCACUCCAGCAGGUCCAGGAAAACAAAUUCGAAGGCCAAGUCGUGUUGCUCCACUUGGUGCUAGCACUGAAGAUCUGCAGGCUGAAGAACUGCCUGAAGGAGAUAUUAAAGAACAGAGAGUUACGGAGCAAUCGUUGGCUUUCGUAAUUCCGUUUGAAGAUGAACCUUCAGAAGAAAGUAUCAUUAAAAAACAUCCACCUAAAAGACUUCAAAGGCUUGAAGAAAAUGCCGGCCCUUUACCAACAUUGGAAGAAAUAACAGAAAAACAGGCUGUAGUUGAAAUGAGAAGGCAGCAGAUUUUGCAGAGUCGUGUGCUGUCGUCUAAAAAUAUGAGAAAUGGUAAAUCUAUUGAUGCUGAAAAUCCAGACGAGGAUGGACUCCUGGAUGUCGAUUGCAAUGAGAUUGAUGAGAACACUGAAAUUAAUGGAGAGACUCAGGAUGAAAAUAAAUCUGAAAAUAAAGAAAACAUUAAAAAUAAUAAUUUAUUAGUGCCAGAAAAUGAUAAUGAAUUUGAAAAAAAUGAUGCUAGACCCCCUAUUGAAGACUCUAAUAAGAAUAGUGAGCAACUAGAAUCGUUGCAGUCAGCUAAAGAAACUGCAGUUGAAACUGAUAAUGUAGAAAAAGAAGGAGUUGAUUAUUAG